This is a messenger RNA of Penicillium macrosclerotiorum, 690 nucleotides long. RefSeq names its product class I SAM-dependent methyltransferase. NCBI's taxonomy places the organism in Eukaryota, Fungi, Ascomycota, Eurotiomycetes, Eurotiales, Aspergillaceae. Gene Ontology annotation, molecular function: methyltransferase activity. Bases 1 to 690 code for a protein of 229 amino acids. The transcript has 3 exons. The record is from RefSeq and is a predicted model, not a curated record.
AUGCUUUUAAAGGGGGAACUACAUCUUGCACCGGUGAAAAAUCCGGUCCGGGUAUUAGACCUUGGUACAGGCACAGGAAUAUGGGCUAUUGACUUUGCCGAGGUACCCCCAAAUUGUCAAUUUGAAGUUGACGAUUUCGAACAACCAUGGUCAUAUACUCAACCCUUUGACUUCAUCCAUGGGCGAGAGCUCGAAGGUGCCAUUCGCAACCAUGAUUGUUUAUUUCGACGCGCGUUCGACAAUUUAAGCCCAAACGGAUGGUUCGAGAUGUCGAGUAUGGAAGUAAACACGUAUUCUGAUGAUAAUACACAUCUCAACGCAAAAUGCAUGCUAGAAAGCGUCGUGAACAUGCAUGCCGGGUCCAGAGCAUUCGGGAAGGACAUGGCCUCUGUGCUUACCUGGAAAGAAAAAUUUGAGAAGGCCGGUUUCGUGAAUGUGAGAGAAGAAGUCUACAAACUCCCACAAAGUCCCUGGCCCAAGGAUCCCAAACUCAAGGAGCUCGGACGUUAUCAUCAGCUCAACAUGCUGGAGGCCAUGGGUCCCUAUUCUUAUGCCCUUUUUACCAGGGUACUCGGAUGGGAUCGCGUGCGAAUUGAAGCCCUUUUAGCAGGCGUUCGCCACGAAUUGCGCGACCUAUCAAACCAUUUGUAUUCAAAAGUACAUAUAAUAUAUGGACAAAGACCUAAAUGA